Molecule: messenger RNA, 1338 nt
Organism: Halichondria panicea
Lineage: Eukaryota; Metazoa; Porifera; Demospongiae; Suberitida; Halichondriidae
Product: mitogen-activated protein kinase 14-like
Exons: 11
Coding region: 95-1255 (386 amino acids)
Biological process (GO): intracellular signal transduction; protein phosphorylation
Cellular component (GO): cytoplasm; nucleus
Molecular function (GO): ATP binding; MAP kinase activity
Source: RefSeq, a predicted model, not a curated record
CUUGGGGUCUGGGUGUGGCAAAAAGGUAUUAUUAUGCGAAUAGUGUAGUAAAACAGUUGUAACAAUUGUGUAGCUCAAUUAAUACCUUGUUGCUAUGUCACAUACCUGCUGUAAGCCUGGUUUCUACUCAGUAGAAUUAGCCAAAACUGUAUGGACAGUUCCAGAGCGAUACCAGGAUCUUAGACCUCUUGGAAUAGGGGCAUUUGGCUCUGUUUGUUCUGCUCUUGAUACCACCUACAACAUACGUGUGGCUAUCAAGCAGUUGUCGAGGCCAUUCCAGACUCAGAUACAUGCUAAGAGAUGCUACAGAGAAUUACGACUACUAAAGCACAUGUGCCAUGAAAACGUCAUCAAGUUGUUGGAUGUUUUUACUUCUGCUGUAGACUUUGAAUCUUUCUAUGAUGUCUAUUUUGUGACAGAAUUAAUGGGAUCAGAUUUACAUAAGAUUGUGAAGACUCAAGCACUCAGUGAUGCCCAUGUACAGUUUUUCAUAUAUCAGAUCCUCAGAGGGGUUAAGUACAUCCACUCAGCUGGGAUUAUCCACAGGGAUUUGAAGCCAAGCAAUGUGGGUGUGAGUGAGGACUGUGAAAUAAAGAUCCUGGAUUUUGGGUUGGGGAGGAAGACAGACAAUGAGAUGACUGGCUACGUGAUGACCAGGUACUGGAGGGCUCCAGAGGUCAUGCUAAGCUGGAUGCAUUAUGGACAACAAGCGGAUAUUUGGUCUGUGGGGUGUGUAAUGGCCGAACUAUUGACUGGACAGACUCUCUUUCCUGGCAGUGACUAUAGAGAUCACUUGAUGAAAAUUCUGCAAAUCUGUGGAAGCCCUGACGAAGAACUAAUGCAGAAAAUUGAAGGAGAAUCUGCCCGUACCUACAUAAAGUCAUUGACAACUUUUCCUAAGAAGGAUUUUCAUAAGUUCUUUGUUGGUGCUAACAGCGUGGCCAUUGACCUGCUAGAAAAACUGCUCACCAUGGACCCUGACCGUAGACCCACUGCUGAGCAGGCAUUGGGGCACCCUUACUUCAGCAAGUACCAUAUCGUAGAGGAUGAGCCUACUUGUCACUGGAAAUAUGAUGCUUCGUUUGAAGAGCUGGGGCAUGAUGUUGAGGAAUGGAGAGUAUUGGUGUAUGAUGAGAUUGCAAAGUUUGUUCCUCCCACGUUACCGCAACCUACCACACAUCCAACCCUGGCAAAACACAACACAACAGAACUAGUCAACUAUGAACCCAUGAGUAGUACAGACUCGAACAGUUGACACUUGUAUAAAAAUGCAUUGUACAUGUAUAAUUAUAUAUCUGUGCUAAGAUUACAAAACUAUAAUUAUUUUCCAAAAAAGUG